UACCCAGGUGCCCCAAAUAUGUAUUUUUAAGAUGUUGUUGUGGUAACUGGAUAAUCAGAGUACUGAAGAGGCAUGUGAAUGAUCAGAAAUAUUUGCAUAUAUAUAUAUAUAUAUAAAAGAAUGAAAAUCAAGGAAAGAAUGGAAAUAGGAAAAUAGGAAACCCCAUUGAGAACCUACUGGGUGUAUCAGGCUUGGCACUUUCAGGCACAGGAUCUCAUUUAAUUUUCACCACACCUCGGAGGUGGGUGUGAGGCUCUCCCUGCGUUUGAAAGGAGAGUGCUGAAGUCUGUAACUUCUCCAAGGUCACACAGCUAGUAGAGUAAGCAGUGGCCAGGCGAGAUAACAUUAACUGGACUUAGAAGGAAGCAAUGAGGAUAAAUACUCAGGGAUUGUAGACAGUGUUUUUAAUGUGGCUGGGCCGGUUCCGGGCUCAAGGACACGGAGAGUCACUUUUCCUUGACUUCUUUCCUUGUACCAGCUCUAAUGGAAGAGGAAAACCAGACUGGAGGGGUCUACUUCCACUUUCAGCCCUUCUCAACAGACCCAGCGGUGGUUCCCCUCAUAUUUGUGGCCCUCUUGCUUUUGUACUUAGGAAGUCUUGUUGGGAACAUGAGCAUUGGGCUCACCAUCUGUGAGAUCCCUCUCCAUACCCCGAUGGACUUCCUCUUUGUCCUGGCCAUGCUGGAGGUUGGUUACUCUACCAACAUCGCUCCCCUGACUCUGGCUAGCAUCUUUUCCAUGGGGCAGAUGCUUAUCUCUCUCCCUACCUGUGGGGCCCAGAUGCUCUUCUUCAUCCUUCUUGGAGGGUCUGACGGUGUCUUGCUUGCCGUCAUGGCCUACGACAGCUAUGCAGCCACCUGUCCUCCACUGCAUUACAGCCUCAUCAUGAGUCAGCAGCUCUGUGGGCAGAUGACGUCAGGUUCUUUGGGGCUGGGAUUCCUGUUGUCGCUGCCUUUGACCAUUCUGAUCUGCCACCUUCCAUUCUGCGGCCCCAACGAAAUCUACCACUUCUUCUGUGACAUGCCUGCAGUCACGCGCUUGGCCUGUGCAGACAUGCAUGUGCACAAGACUGCUCUCUAUGUCCUCGGUGUGGCCGCCGUGGCAAUCCCCUUCCUCCUUAUCUGUCUUUCCUAUGGCUGCAUCGUGGCCGCCAUCCUGAGGAUGAAUUCAGCUGAGGGCAAGCGCCGGGCUUUCUCCACCUGUUCCUCCCACCUCAUCAUGGUUCUCCUGCAGUAUGGGAGUUGCACCCUUAUCUACCUUCGCCCCAGCUCCAGCUACUCUCCAGAAGAGGGCUGGGCAGUGUCUGUUGUCUACACCUUUUUUUCACCAGUGCUAAACCCCUUGAUCUAUAGCAUAAGGAAUCAAGAGGUGACUGAGGCAGUAAGGAGACUUAUGGCAAGAACGUUCAGGAAACCUUCCUAGAAUAAACACUCCCAAACCAGGAGUAGGGGCAUGAUCUGAAGGACAGGAAGCUCCAAAGCAAACAGGAAGGAGUGGAGAGAUAACUGUCUCCAUGGCUGCCUCAGCCUGUGAAAUGCUCAUCAGUGUGAAUUCCUCUGCUUUUUAGUGGAUUCCGCUGAGGAAGCCCUGGAUUGGCCCUGCCCACUUAGCCAGCCUCCUCUCUCACCAUACGGCUUAGAAUAAGGACUGGACAGGAGUGUCAGUGAGGAAAAGGACACAUAGAGACACAGUAGCCAUUGAUACAACGGAUGCUGUCCUGUUACCUGUUUUAAGAGCCUACAUCCCUGAUGGUACGCAGGCCCAAUGGAUUCACUUACUCGAAUGCCUUUUGACCUUUCUCUUUGCCUGCUCAAGACCCAUCUCCUUAAUAAAGUCUGUCUGGCCACUUCUCUGACAGCGAUCUUUCCCUUUUCACUAAAUCACACUUCUUUUUAUGUAACUAAGUUUCAUGUGUUUUGGCAUUGCCUUUAUAAGUCUACAAGGCCCCUCAGGUAGAAGAAAUGGCUUAUUCUUUCUUCGUGUUUUCUGGUAAGUGCUGGGUACUUAGCCUUAAGGUUCAGCCACAAACUUGAGUCCUAACCUUGCCUCUACAUAAAAGAGAGGAUGGUGAUAACAACAGUCUUCCUACCUUAAGGGGGUUGGAUGGACGGUCCAGUGGGAAUAUGGAUGUGUGAAAAUAUAAUAGGAAAAUACAGAAGAAGCCACGAUCGUUAUUUAUUUAUUUAAGUCCUCUGUCACUUGUUCUUGAAGGGCUUUUACUAAAUUGUCCAAGUUCUGCCUUCCUGCUGGUCCAAUCAGCCCUUCCCAAAGCAGUAGGGUCAGCGGCUUCUCAUUGCAGCAGAUGGGUCCAUCACAGGGGAACCCCAAGCUAUCGUAGGCAAUGAGCAGGGCUGUUAGGGACAUUGGUGGUGGAGACUAGAUGGAGGAUUGAGAGUAGGGAAAGGUAUUUCCAAGACCUCUUCCUUGAUCAGAGAAAAAGAAAGAAUCCCAUUCUCUCUUGAUGUUUCAAGUGCACUUGGUGAUUAAAACCAGACCCUUCCAUAUCUGAUUGUGUUACAUGUGAGAAAGAGGGGGAAUAUGGAAUCCUGAUGGCAAGAAUUCCUGGGGCAUCCAAGUAUUUUUAGCUGUGCUUGUGUGAAGACUCAACAGAUAUUUAUUGACAGCAAUGGUGUUUGUUGGAAUUAAUAUAUUACUUCUCUACUUUUAAUUUAUUGUUUCCAAUAGCUUCCACAAAAUGUGUGAAGCAGCUUAAAAAUGCUUCGAUACAAAUGUUAAAAACACAUAGGCAAGAAGAUGGGGGUAAAGGAAAAAUUUAGGUGGGAUUAUAGAGAAUAUAGUAGUAAAAUUCUAUGCAGAAAUCCAAACCAUGUGCUCUCUGCAGUCUAUAUAAUGGUCUCCUACAGGUAUCUGAGAUUUCUAGUGUCUGAGGAAAAGAAUAAAAUACAACUCAGUUGGAGAAUUCGGAGUUCAUAUA
This is a messenger RNA of Ailuropoda melanoleuca (giant panda), 2935 nucleotides long. RefSeq names its product olfactory receptor 10V1-like. Gene Ontology annotation, biological process: G protein-coupled receptor signaling pathway. The record is from RefSeq and is a predicted model, not a curated record. NCBI's taxonomy places the organism in Eukaryota, Metazoa, Chordata, Mammalia, Carnivora, Ursidae. Gene Ontology annotation, molecular function: G protein-coupled receptor activity; olfactory receptor activity. Gene Ontology annotation, cellular component: membrane.